Pecten maximus is the source of this 4994-nucleotide messenger RNA. RefSeq lists its product as uncharacterized. Lineage: Eukaryota; Metazoa; Mollusca; Bivalvia; Pectinida; Pectinidae. The transcript has 2 exons. The record is from RefSeq and is a predicted model, not a curated record. The coding region runs from base 1297 to 2670 and encodes 457 amino acids.
CAUAAUGUAUACCAGUACAGUAGCAAAGGUACACAUGUAAUAUUUCUAAUAUAACAAUAAUUUCCUUUACAGGACGGAGGUCUGCUGGCUCCAUGUGAAUUCUAAGUUUGGAAUCUGAUGGAACAGUGUAAGUUAAAAAAUCAAGAAUUAUCUGGCCAACAUAAGUCCACCUGGAGAAUACCUGAUCCCACAGCGACAUUCUCUCACAUCCUACCAACAAUCAAAGACUGUUAUAGCCGAGGACGAAAUAUUGUCAGAAAAUGACAGGGUCGGCCAGGAUCCAUAAUCAAUAUCGAACAGACAGCAUUCACCUGGUCAACGUUACAUAAAAACUCUGUUUCACCAUACCGAGUGUUCUAUAUAUAUGUCGGCUGUGUUUACCUUGUGAGGUGAUGCCUUAUCACUGACGGAAGUGUAAUUAUACUAAUAUGGUAUUAGAUUAAAUUACCACCCAAAGAAAACGCUUUGAUUUACAUUCACAAUAACAGUGAUGUUUGUGGCAGAGUGACAUACCAGGAAAACUACUGUGGAUUUGGAAAUAUAAUACCUUUUAUGGAUUAAAAAUAAAAUUCUCACCAAACGUGUUAAACCAGAUGAAAAAGCCCAGUUUACAAAAUGGAUUAUUUCCUCUUCCAGUUUGUGAUACAAGCCAUACUGAUUCAUGGAUUUAUUGAGUAAUUGCUGAUGGUCAGUAAGGUGUGUAAAUCUUAUUGAAAUAUUCUUCAUAGAAAUUGACCCCAGGAUUUAUGUGGAAUCAAUACAGAUGAAUGAGCAUGGUGUAUGAAGAUUCAGCCAGGCUAAAAUACUAUGUGGAUUAUCGAGGAUUUGAAUGUGGGAUUCUUACAGUCAAAAGACAAAGUGAAUCUUUUACCAACAUGGAUAUUUGUGGAAUAAUCUGAAGCAUUAACCAGAAUGUUUGGAAGCAUGUAAGGAAAUCUGUUGAUUUAGAUGAGGAACAUUAUGGAUUUUAAACGCUAUGGAAAACUGAAUUCAUAUAUUAAAUGCAGUGGAUCAAUUGAUGGGAUAUUGUGGAUUUCGUAACAGAGUAAUGUGGAUUCAGACACAGCUUGAUAAAUGUGGAAUUAGCAACAAAGUUAUGUGGAAUUCAGACACUAGAAUAAAGUGGAUUCAUACGAAGAAUAAUGUGGAUUCAGACAAAGAAUAAUGUGGAUUUCAUUACAGAGUAAUGUGGAUAUGGUAAUAAAAGUAGAUUCACUUGAGGAAUACUGCGGGUUUAAUUCAAUGUUGGGUAUGAUACACAAAGUUUUUACCAUUUGAACUAAGCUGCCAGUUUCAAUGUAUCGGGUGAUAAGAUUUAUGGUCAGCUGCAUUUUGGAGUUGUCUCCUCUUUGGUGGUGCUUUGGAAUAAUAGCCGAAACAAUAUCAGAGGAAACAUUCAAUGCAGAAACGGCAACAUCCACUGGACAGGAAAAUGGCACUGAAACUGAUGUUUACAACACGACAGUGACCAUGGUAACGAGUUAUCAGCUCUCCCGUGUGGAGGUAGGAUUGACAAAGGGGGUCAUUUAUUCCCACAGAACGGCAAUCAUCGUCAUUAUGAGCAUAUUUGUGUCUAUCACACUCACAAUUACGAUUGCAAUUCUAAUGUUUUGCAAAAAGAAGAAUUCCGUGUUUAUUUUACAGAAAUGUGAACAGGACACGGAUACGGUUUAUGAAAUGGAUGAUAUGAACACAGAGUGUGAUUUCAGUGACCAGGACCUUGACAUUGACAGCUACAACGAAAAUCUGCAGGGCCUACGAUCGCAGACAUACCCAAAAAUGUCACGGCUGUGCGAGUACGAAUUGGACAGUCCAAUUCCAGGGCGGACUUCUUGUUUGGUUACCAAAGACCCAAACCAAGCAUCUAACACCUCUAUACCAAAAUCAAAAACAUUUUCUGGGCUGCGAAAAAAUCGCAAUUUAAGAGAAUGUGACAUAAUGUUUGCAUUAAAUAAACGUCGUACAUUUUCUCGAUCUGAUAUUAAGCGUCCAACAAGUCUUCCACUAUCAUCAAGUUUUUCUAGCUCAAGUUCCUGGUACAAUUACCAAUCGAUGGUAAUAACGGCAGAUGUGGAACCCUGGGAAAAUUCCUCGUCAGAUCUUUGUUUUCCUAAUACAUCAGAAAAUAACAGCAAUUCUCUUGGAUUGAAUUCAAAACAGUUUGAUCAAAGUGAAGGAAACUUCUCAAAGUGUAGUCUCCAAAGUUCAACAAGACAACCGGGUAUAAAAGACGAAAGUUUUAAUGAAAUGGAUGAGGAGUUACAUGUGUGUACGCCAUUAUUACAGAGUAAUAGCUACAGUAAUGAUACAACGGACAGAUUUUUGUUCCCAUCACAAACAAACAAAGAAUACAUUCCAAAAACUUCCAAUCAAGACAUGUGUUACAAACCUUUAUUAGAACCAGAUCAGUCAUUAAAUCAUCCAUGUGAACCAGAUCAUGAUCUUCCAAUGAUCACAAAUAGGUCAAAAAAACAAUUAUCUCCAGAUCAAAGUUCAAAUUCUAAUGGUGGUUUCACACAAACUUCUGUUACUAUGGGAAGUAGGACAAAUGUCCCAUCUGAACCAAACUCUGAUCUGACUGGUCAAAAGAAAGGACAGAUGGGUACACAACCUGUCUCCCCCGACGACAUUCAUGGAAAGCUUCAAUUCUACUGGGAUAACAACUCCUGACUUAUGCAUAUUAUAAUUCGAGAUAUAUCAUACUCAUAGGUUUUACUCCAAUUUACUUAAUAUGCAUGAAUUUAAACUCUAGAUUUUUAAAGGAUUAUGAGGAAUUUUUAAAAUAUUUAAUAUUAAUACAUGUAUUUUUGGUUGUUGUCUCAGUCAGAACCAGGACCCUGGUAUUUAAUUUUACACAGCUAUGUCCUCUAAACAUUAUGCAGCGAUUAAAUAUUUCUAUAAAUUUGUGCAUAUAAAUAUUCAACGUGUAUUUAUUUUUGUGCCCCAUUUGAAGAUCCAAAUAAAGCAAAAUGAAAUCCCCACGAAUAUUGCCAACUAUACAGUACAACUGAGCAUAUUAUCAGGGAUUCCAAUUUUCAAGUUAGAUUCAUCUUCAACAUAUUUUUUUUCUAUGAAAUUUAUUUAGAUAUUGUCCAUUAUUACAAAUGCAGAGGCUACAUUAACUUUGGAAAAUUGAAAAAUAAUUCAAAGUAAGUUUUAUUCUUUACAAAAUCAGCCUCGGCCCACCAACAUUCUAUUAUGAUUCAGAUCUUAAUUCGGGUUACUGUCUCCUCACAGAAAGUUCAAUGGUAACUGAGGCUGAAGAGCUGCUCAUCACACAAUGAUAUUAGCAGAAAGACAUUUCUCAUCUCCAUAAAACCUCCAGGAAAUUCUAAACAUGGUUUCUAACUAAUCUAUAUAACUUCCGAGUUAUGUUGUUAAUUUAAAUAAAUAGACAUGUUAUUGGUCCUAUGGUUUAUUUUGUGUGAGAAUGACACCUAAAGAUUAUAUGAUUAUAGUCCCUAAAUGUCCAUGGCAAUGAAAGUUUACAUCUUUGGAAUGAAUUUAAAUUCUGGUAGUUUAACAAUGAUAAUACUGUUGAAUAAUUUAUCUAACAACACUUACAACCGGUGGGAAUUUAUCGCCAGGAGAAGAUCUACAGAGAGUAAAUGCCAAAAUGUAUUGAUCUCGAAACUUUAUUUUGUACAAAAUAUUUCAAACUAAUUACAUUUCUUGUCUUGCUGGUAUCUAUAGCAUACAUUUAAAGCAUUGUGUUGUUACUGUAUAUAAUUUUUACAAAUAAAUCUUUUAAACAUUUUUAUAAUAUUCUACACAAAUACGUAUUAAUAUAUUUAUAAUGUAGAGCAUCUCACGUCAGGUCUAUAUGAAUAUUCAUAAAAUAUUUAAAAUGACAAUUCCUGUCUGAUCUGCAAUCCUCAAUCCAAAGAAAUUAUAUCACAGUGCAAUUAUUAAGGUCAGGUCUAAGGUCAAUAAUGCUGACAGUUCAUUUGAUACACAGAUCGUAUAUGAUAAAGAAAGGUCAAGGUCAAAUAAUCUAAACACAAAUGUCGAUCAAAGUCAAUUACAGGUUGUCUGACCACAAAGGUCAAUCAAAGUCAAUUACUGGUUUUUUGACCACAAAGGUCAAUCAAAGUCAAUUACAGGUUGUCUGACCACAAAGGUCAAAGUCAAUUACAGGUUUUCUAACCACAAAGGUCAAUCAAAGUCAAUUACAGGUUUUCUGACCACAAAGGCCAAGGUCAUUUACACUUACAGUGGUACAACAAUAGUAAAAGGGUAAUUAACACACAAAAGGUUCAGACUUUGAAUUUAAAGAUCAGUUACACAGGUUUUGAUUAAAUUACAAUGUACAAGUUUGUAAACAUUACUGUCUGAGACAUAAAAAGCAGUUUUUAUCUAAAUGUGCCAUUGUUCAUGUGAAUAGUAUUUUUGUCUUAUUGUUAAUUGUGUAUACAUGUACAUGUUUUUGCUCUGUCAUUUCAUAAUCCAGAGUUAUCUGCUCUUGUGAGCAUUUAGUAUUGAUUGUUACAUCAUUAGUUUUUGCGAUAAAAUUACAUUGUUUUCUCACAAAUUCAUGAAGUUAUUCUCACCAAAACAUGUCAUUUUCUCAAAAAUUCAUGAAGUUACUCUCACAAAAUUACAGCGUUUUCUCACAAAGUCAUGAAGUUACUCUCACAAAAAUAAGUUGUUUUUUUCACAAAUUCAUGACAUUAGCUCACAAACAAAUGACUUAAUUUGAUUAAUCUAUACCCACUCACAAGAACAGAUAACUCUGCUUUACAACAAGACGGAAUACCUGCCACGCCAAAGGAUCAAAGCAAGAAACCUGGACAGAUUGAAAUGGUUUUGUUGUCAAAUUUCCAUUUUGAGAUGAAAAAAAAUAUAUUUGAGAAUGCCAAAAUUUACCAAAAUAAACUGGAGGAUCCAAUCAAAGGACUUCACUGUUACAUAUAUUGUUUACAUCAUGUUCCUGUAGCAGGAUAACAUUUAUAACACGGAUAUUGAAAAGCAAUAAUUAAAAUGUUAAUUAGAAA